Lytechinus variegatus (green sea urchin) is the source of this 9534-nucleotide messenger RNA. Its product is annotated as single-stranded DNA-binding protein 3-like. NCBI's taxonomy places the organism in Eukaryota, Metazoa, Echinodermata, Echinoidea, Temnopleuroida, Toxopneustidae. Gene Ontology annotation, molecular function: single-stranded DNA binding; protein binding. Bases 77 to 1111 code for a protein of 344 amino acids. Gene Ontology annotation, biological process: positive regulation of transcription by RNA polymerase II. Gene Ontology annotation, cellular component: nucleus. The transcript is spliced from 16 exons. The record is from RefSeq and is a predicted model, not a curated record.
GUUGCAGUCGUCAUAACUACGGGGUCAGUCUCUGCCUUGAUUGCUUGACAGGUGCGUGUCAGUAUAGCUACCCAGCAUGUUCCCUAAAGGGAAAGGUUCAACUGUACCUUCGGACAGUCAAGCGAGGGAAAAGUUAGCACUCUAUGUAUACGAAUAUUUACUCCAUGUCGGGGCACAGAAGACAGCACAGACAUUUUUGUCCGAGAUAAGGUGGGAGAAAAACAUCACAUUAGGAGAGCCCCCGGGGUUUCUGCACUCAUGGUGGUGUGUGUUUUGGGAUUUAUAUUGUGCUGCGCCAGAGAGGAGAGAAACAUGUGAACAUUCAAGUGAAGCGAAGGCCUUCCAUGAUUAUAGUGCGGCGGGCCCGAACUCAGUCAUGGGACAGAUCCCCCAAGGAGCAGAUGGCAUGCCUGGUGGGCCCAUGCCAGGUUUCUUUCAGUCGUCUCCUCAUCAUAAUCCUAACAUGAUGGAUGGAAACCAGCCUUUCAUGUCUCCAAGGUAUCCUGGGGGACCAAGAGGGCCAGUCAGAAUGCCAGGAAACCAGCCUGCAGUGGGAGUACCCAACUCACAAGCAAUGAUGCAAUCAAUAGACCCCUCAAGGCAACCUGGUCAUAUAAUGGGUCCGAGGAUGAAUCACCCGAGAAUGCCCAUGAAUCCUAAUUAUGGUGGUCCCGGAAUGAGGGGGCCUUUGAAUUCAAUGCCAGGAGGAAUGCCAAUGUCAAUGCCAGGCGGAAGGCCGUGGAAUCCCAAUGCAGCAUCAGGUCCGCCUGGUGGUCCGGGUGGAGGGCCUCCUGGUACUCCGAUAAUGCCUAGUCCUCAAGAUUCCUCUAAUUCAGGUGACAGCAUGUUUUCAAUGAUGAAGUCAGUACCUGGUGGAGCCAUGGGACCAGGGCAGAACUUUCCAAUGAAUUCUGGCCCUGAUGGACCUAUGCCAAUGGGCAGUCAAGACAUUCCUCCUGUGAUGAACGGUGAGAUGGAUGGCAUGCCGAAGAGUUCACCAGCAAGCAAUCCACCGGGUGGCCCAGGAGGGCCAGGGACGCCGAGAGAAGACAAUGGUUCCAUGACCCCACAGAUGUUCCCACCAUAUGCCGAAAACUUGGCGGUCUUCUAAAUUGAAUAUCAGCAUUAAACGAUUAGUGUCCACAAGACCAGAAUGAAUCAGCAGCUAUACUCAAAAUUAAGGAGACAAUGCAAGAAGAGGCUAAAAGAUUUGAGAAGGACACGCCCGGGCCCGAUCAUCCGGAAUACUUCAUGCAAUAAUACACCCCCUUUCCCUUCCUCACAAUCCCGAUUCUUCUUGUCAACUAUUUCGCUUUGGAGACGGAGGGAGCAAUCUGAUCUUCCUUGAGAUAUGCCGCCGCACAAAAUAUGGCCUCAAACGUUGGAUCACGCUCUUAGCACAACUCCAGGACAUCACUAACCAUACGUGGGACUAUGUGUGCAUGUUGCAGCAUGCAGGCCUGAUCCAACUGUGAUACACCAUAUGGGAGAGCAUUGCAUCGCAUCUCCUGACUUAACUGCAGCAACGGCCGAGAUCACCUUUCAAAACCCUGAGGUAAUGGUCCUUGCAGGAUGUUGCUUGCAGCAUAGAGCCUCUUUAUUACAAAGCACCAGAUGGAAUCGAUCACUUCACAGCCCAACAAGAAAUGUACCAUGUGGGACUGUGGUUCCAGUUUCACCAACAGGGGGACCAUAGGCAUAUAUUAUCUGCAUUAAUCAAUUCAAACGUGUUCAUUCUCCAAUUGGCAGGGAAAUCUGGGCUUGGUUACAUAAAAAUUCCAAUCGGAAUAGCAAUUGCCAUGCAGUCAAGGUCAUUGUUACAUGUCCACUUUGGUCACAACAUUGACCAGAAACCAAUCAGAAUUGUUCUUUUAUACACACAAUCCAUCACAAACCUUUGUUAGGGAGUCCUCUUAAAUAUGGAUAUUUCUCAAAAUAAGUAUGUGCUACAUAUAGAAGGGUUAGGGUUAAAACAUCUUAGUAAAAACUAUAGACAUCUUUGUUCCUAAAAAGUUAAUGCAUAAUAUCUACAUACAAAAGAACAUCACCACGAGUCACCUUUAUUCAUAGGAUAUUUUAGUGCAUAAGACCUCCAUCUCUUAGACUUCUUUAUUCAUAUUAUCUAUAUGCAUAGGAUUUUUCAUCUAUAAGAUCUUCCUGCAUAUGAUUUUGAUCCACAAGAUGUUCAUGUAAAAGACCUCUUCAUGAAUAAGACAUUUUCAUGUGUAAGACACCUUCGUGCAUAAGAUCAUCAUGCAUAAGAAUUUCAUAAGAUCUUCAUGAACAAAAUCCUCAUGCAUAUGAUUUUUUUUCUUCUGUCUGAGGUUCAUGAUUUCCUUCAACCCAUUGCCUAAUUCUAAUUCCAGCAGAUUUUCAAAAGGGACCACAAGCUUACUGCCAACAAAGGUUCACAUUUCCAAUAUGCAUUAACAACAACAUGAAUAUGUCUCCUUGGCAGAAGUAAAUUUACAAUACCAAUCAUAGUUUGACCAAAGUAAUUGAUAAUUAUCUUGAGCUGAUGAGCAUGCAGUGAAUCUCAUAUUUUGUUCAAAUACUACAUUACAAAGUUGCCCUUCGACCAUCUCUAUCUGACUAAGUGACAAUUGCAAUAUUCUAGUAUAUCAAGUAUUCUGAAGAUUGACUAUGCUGUUUGAGUACGAGUGAUUCUUAUGAGAAGGCCUUUAUGUGAUUUCUUGUAACAUAAAUUCCUGAAAUGAUUGAGCUCUGAUGAGUGAUCAUGAUGCUGACCGUUGUACAAAGUAAUCAUUCACACUGUAAUUAUUAAGUCCUUGUGUAAUUUAUUCUCAUUUUUUGACAUGCUAUGUUUUGAAUAUAUUUCAUUUAAGACAUGCAACUGAGCUAUUGGUACUUGUAGUUGUAUUGCUUUAUCCUGUUUCAAAUGUAACAACCAGAAACAUGUUCUUAUGCAUAAUUCUUUUGAACCCGUUUAACAAUUUCUUUUAGUGCUUAGUACAAGGCUUACAUGAAACCAGAAACGCAUUCUUAUGAAUAAUUCUUUCAGCCUUCUUUAAAAAAAAGUUUUUAGGUCUUAGUACAAGGCUUACAUGAAACCAUAAUAACUUAUAUCGGUCAACCAUCAGGACUAAACAAAAGAAACCUUAUACCACAAGAAACCUUCCUCAUAUGCUUUGCCUAUUUGAAGUAAAAUCCAUCUUCGAGAGGAAAGCCAACAAAAGAAAGUGGAAAGAAAAAUGGCUCGGACUGAUGGAAGAAAGAAUGAAGUGAGGCCAAGGAACAAUGUGUUUUGUCAAAUCACAAAGUUUUAUCUUUAUUGAUGAUAUUGAUAGUCCAACAUUUAAAAAAAAUCUUAUUCCUCAUUGCUUGUCGUAAUACUGAUAUUUCAUAUACAACUUAUUGGUAAAACAUUUGUUUUUGGAACAUAGAGGAUUAUACAAAGUACACAAUACAAAUUGCUAGAGUAAGCAGAGCCAUAUAAAACAAAAAAAAACUGCCCUGAGAAAAAGUGAAUUCUGGUGCUGAAUUUUGAUGUAACUUGCAAAUAGAGAGAUGACCGUGACUAUUUCAUUGCUCACUGGCCACACCCAAGCCCAACUUACAUAGUCUGAUUUAUUGAAACAUACAAAAAAUCCUUGUUGAUGUUAUUUGUCUCACUUUUCCCGAACUCAAAAGAGAAGAAUCUUUGAAUUGGCUGCCCACUUGUUUUCAGCUUUAACAUAUGUCUCUUUUGUGAUGUGGAGUAUUUGGUAGCAUGUAAGCCUUUUUUCUAUGUUACUGCUGCACCGUUACACAAUGGCCAAUAUUCAUGAAGUUGGUUUUGAAUCUAUAUGAUCGGAAACAAUGGUGUAUGGAGAUUUCAUUAAUUACGCUUGGUUCAUUGCAUAUAUUGAAAAGAAAUUAGAUGUCAGAUCGGGCUUGUUACUAUGGUUUCCAUAUCAAUAACCCCAAUAAUAAUUUCAUGAUUUACACAAACAAUUCAAUAAUGUUACCUUCUGACCAAGCAUGUAUUCUGUAAGCUGUGUCUCAAAAUCUACCAUCAUUUUUGGAAUAUUUUUCAAAAUAUGCAGUGAUUAAGGGAAUCUUCAUAAACCAUGUUUUCGGAUCAUGGGUUCAAAACCUCCGUUGUUUAUCUGGGCCAUUAUGUUCAGGUAUUCGUAACACAUAGAUUGCAAAUUGUUUAAGACUAGUCAUCGACAAUGUCUCUUAGGGUGUAUAUAUUUUUGAUGAAGAUGAUGAGUGUAGGUUUGAAAUAUUGUCUUUGACUAUCAUCGUCUGAUUUAUUUUUAGUUCACUUUAGAUCAUUUGCUUUCACUUUAUGUCAUCUAAGACAUAUGACUCUCCAGUAAAUAGGGCAAUGUUAUAGUCACACCAACGAAACAGUCUCCAGGACCCCAUUUCACAAAAACUUGAUAUGAUAGCAACUCUUGCUAGAGUGUUAGUCUACCUUGACAAUAGUGAAUAUUCUGCUUUCUGAUUGGCUCUUCAACUAAAAGUCGAUAUUCCAACAAGAGUUGCUAUCAUAUCUUUUUUUUUAAUGAGGCCCUGAUCAACCAAUUACUGCCAUUCAAAAUAAUGCAAUGGCUUUGAUCGGUGUCUGAUGUUUCGUUGCUGUGUCUGUAGCUUAAGCAAGCCCUCAUGUCCCAUUUCCUGAGGAGUGUUUCAUAAAGCUGUUGGUAAGUUAAGAGCGGCUUUAAGAAUGACUGGUUAACCUGUUUGACGCGCUAAACCAUCACCAGUGAACAUUUUGGUGUAUACACCAUUUACCCCCAAAAAGGAUCACCAGUCAUUCUUAAAGUUACUCUUAUGAACAGCUUUAUGAGACACCUACCUGAUAUUACAUUGGCUUCAAUGCAGAUGAAUGAAAUAAUGUACCACACUAGUGAAGUAAUGAAUGGUAUGCCACAAUAUGUCGCUAUGUUGGGCAAAGUAUUUAAAUUAAAAGCAUAAUUGCUGAGAAUGUGCAAGUUUGCUUGAAGCCUUUUUAAAAUCCCACUCUAACUUAUAUCUAGGGACUGCUGUCUUUUACCACAUAUGCAUAGGUAAUGAAUGCUGUUUCUUAACAUGUGGGUAAGUUGUAUGACUACAAGGAAUUUAAAUUUGUCAAAUUUUGUAAUUAAAGGAAUCCAAUUUUGGGAUUCUUUUUACAUGUAUAUCUGUACAGGGUCAGCAUUGCAUUUAUUCUUUCACAGUAAUUUUUUUCUCUCAUAAUCUAUUUUAUAUUUCUCAUUUGUUUGUUUGUCAUUUUUGAUAGAGGUGAACACAGAUGGGGUUGUUUAUACGUAUAAUCAGUUUACUAUUUACAGAUUUCAUGUCCCUUUUUGGCUCGCACUCCAUAGAUGGAUAAACAAAUAUUUAUUAUAAUAAAAUAGUAUAAUUCUGAAUUCAUACCAAGUCAGUGUUACUUAGAGCUAUGGAAAAAAAUAAGCAGUGAAAACAAUCUCUAAAACUUAACGAUUAUUACAACAAUUUUGUUUAAAUUAUUAAUUUAUUUACUUUCAAGAUUGAUAAGAUAAACCCAUUUUAAGAAUGUAUUUCUUCCCCCUGCCAAGGUAAGGAAAACCAACUGUUUAUUAUGCUCCAGUUAAUCUUAAUUCUUGAUAGAAGACAAAUAUUGGGAAUGGCCCAAAUCUAUCUAUGCAAUUACUACAUACUGUCCAGUGGUCUACUCAUGAAGUAAUUUUUCAUUGUAUACUUCAACAAAAAAUGUGAAAAUACAGACUCAAUUUAAUUGUAAGUUUUAUGAAAGUUUUCAUAGCUUUUUAAACCCCUGCCUAUGUCACCUGUAUUGACCAUGGCCCAGCUGCACUAAGGCUUGCAAUCAAUUGCAAAAUGACAAUGGCCUCUCCUGAUCAUUGUUACAUGAUUAUUUAACAUACCCUCUCCUCUCUCCACCAAUCAGAAUUGUUGUUUUAAAAGUGCAGUUCUUUGUGUCACAGACCCUAGAAUGUGCACAUUUGUAUGCCCAAACCCUGCAUAGUUAACCUACAAAACAGCCUUUAAAUUCAUGCAGUCAAUCUCUGGCAAAUGCUAACUUCUUCACCAUAUUACACUUAUUAAAAACUGGACAAUUUUCAUUAUGAAGAAUUGUGGGGCUUUUAGUGAGGAAAGGGAAUAAACAAUUACUUGCCAUUGUUAAAAUUACUGAAUAGCCAAUAAGUCCAUGAUUAUCGAAUCCUCAGGAAGUUGUUAUCAAAACCAUUCACCGGGAAAAGUUUUGGCGGCUUUUUGAAAUGAUAGUAAUUCAAUGUUUUUUUUUAUAUCAAGCUUCCGAGACAUCUUUUUGAAUGAACUGUUUAAAGUCUUGGCUGUCCAUAUCCACAACUCGUUUGUCCACCCACCAUUUUCCCGUUCAUCUCACGUAACCUUGACAACAAGACCAAAAUUUAAAACCCUUCUUGUUCUCAUUCCUCCGUUCUUGUACAUAAUCUGGGCCUGCAACCUGCUGCCAAAGUCAUAAGUAAGCACCCAUUAUUGUCAUUGUUGAAUGACAAUGAGCCAGCCAUGCCAGGUUUGUUUUAACACAGAUAUACAGGAACAGUUGAUGAUGAUGAAUCUUGUUCAGAAUCAUGAGGCAGUUUGCCUUCUAAUUUAUCAAACACUAAAAGUGGGAUGACCAUGUGUACCAUGUAUUUUGUAUUAUAAUGUUGAACAAAUAUGAAUUCACCUCCGUACAAUGUCUACAUUGUACCUGUACAAUGUAUAUUGGUAGAAAAUCGUGUAUUUAGGAAUUUAUUGAAUGUUGUACAACUUUGUUUAGAGAAAUUCAUAAAAAAAACUAUUUAUGGCAUAUUUUUGUGUAUUGUGCAGUCUGGUAGUACAUAAAGUAUAUAAUUUUAACAUGUCAAUUCUCUUUCUCUUCAUUUCUUCAUUUUGUAGUGAAGAGACAUAUUUUCCUGAAAUUGUUUUAUCACCAUUAUUGAUUGGUGCUUUAAUAUAAUUGUAUUUUGUUGGUAGCUAUGUGUAUUUUUGUCAGAUGUGCCAGGUGUUCCCGUGCACAUUUGGAGCCGAAUACAUCACCAGAAGGGAUACAAGUUUGAACCAUUAAUUGGACAAAAAAAAACAAUCUUCGCACGUUCUUGUAGGCUUUUUUUUAUUUUCUGAUACAUAAUUGAUAAAACAUGAAAACAAUACCUCAUGUAUUCCACUUUUCUGUUCAGCUUUCGUGAAGGGAUUUGUUCACCAUUUGGUGUAAAAAUGAGUCCCUGAAAAAUGCACUUCAAAGCUCCCUAAGUAUAUUCUAACAGAUUUUCUUUCCGUCCACUUUUGCCUAGAAGUCGGCACAGCUGUCUUUUUUUCUGGGGGUUGGGGUGGGUUGUCAGAUGAUUUUAACUAUUAAAAUUCAAUUUGGCUUCACUACAUUUACUUAUUAAAAGGGUUGUUUUUAUUAAGGGUAGAAAAGCAGUUAGCCAUCUUUUCUAUUUUACAAAUUUUCUGGUUUUAACAAAUUUCCCAACCAUUUAUUUUAAGUGUCAAAGUAUUAAACUGAUACUUUAGUUUGGAAACCCACUUUUAAUUUGGACAUUUCUUGUUGGUAAACGGGAGGGAAGGGAAGGGGUGUCAUGGAAAGAGAUACGCUUGAUCUUUACCAUUGAUUGUAAUUGUUUGUACAUGGUUUGGCAUAGACUAUUGCGAUUAAUUGAUGAUCUUUUCAUUUUACAACUGGGACUGAUGAGAUGUAGAUAUAUAUACUCUCAGGAAUCAGAGAAGGUGAUUCCAAUAUUGGAAAUUGCUAAGAUCUAAGUAUGACAACAAUGCACUUGAGCGUGACUUAAGUGUAAGUCAUACUUAACUCGUUAUGAAACAACCCCAAGAUUAAGAAUCAUGUCUUUAAAAUUGAGAGAUAUUUAAUGAAAAAAAUAUUCUACCUGAACUGCACAUCUAUCUGUAUGGAAGGUUUAAAGUAAAUCGACUUGAGAUGUUUCAUCUUGCCCUGUCGACGUAGUAGUCUUAUGACAUGAUGCGAUACAUAAUCUCACCAAGUCAACCAUUUAAAUGUUACAUGUUGAUGAGAUAUUUUAUGUUGACAUAUUACGAGUUGUGUUGCCAUGGCGUUAUCAUUAUCGUAUCUCGCCUUGACAACAUAAUAAAGGCUAUUAGGUCAUCAUUGGCAAGAAAAUAUAUAUCUCUCAAUCUCAUCUAGUAGAUGGCACUUUAAAGCUUCCAUAUAUCUGUAACUAAACCAUGUAAAUAAUAUGAUAACCAUGGCUUGGCAUAGGAAAAUGGUUCACAUUUUAGUAUUCUUAUGCUAAGCACUAUUGUUGAAGCAGUUGUAUUCAUCUCCAUAUCUUCUCUUAAUUUGUUUUGAUUCUCCAGCGUGACUUUGGAAAGAAUAUAUUGUAGAUAUGAAGGAGAAAACAUUUCAAAGUUAUUUUGAGAAUGCGUAAUAUGACUGUUCUUUCAUGGACAGUUUUUUUUUCUUACAAUCAGACAACCAAAAUUUCAGAUUCCAUUGAGAGUCAUAUCUCUAGUCAAUCAAUGUUAAAGUAUGUAUUUGUUUAAAGUAAAUAGACAUGAAAUGUUAACUGUCUUUUGAGUUGAAAAGAUCAUGUUACCAGUGUUCUAAUUUCAGUGCUUAAUAUUAGUUAGUCAGAAACAAAUUGAGUCAUAUUUGACUAACUAACUUCUCAAAAUGAUUGAACUCAAGCAUGAGAUGACCAGAAUAUUUGACUUAAGAUUAAAAAUCAUGCAUAGGGAGAAUUAUUCUACUCAAAAUUGACAGAAAUCAAGGAAUACUUAAAUUUGUUUUGAAUUCUGGUCAUUUACAAUAACCAUGUCAAUUCUGACUUGGGUUUAAUUUGACUGGUUUGAUUAAAGAUUUAGUCAGAUAAGGGCCUGGCUAUAUAAAACUUGGCAAUUUGUUAUGUAGUUGAUUUUAAGAUGGUUGUACAUAAUUAUUAGUGCAGCCAAACGUGAAAAUUAGCCCCUUGAUCGAUUACUACACUGUGUUUUUUUGGCCUCUAUUGGUUUCAGAGUGCUCUGGCCAGUGAUGUCUUUCAUCUAAGGAGUGUUUCAUAAAACAAAUAGUCUGUGAAAAUCUCUGACAGUUAUUUCAUUAAAGGCAUAUAUCCAAAUUUCAUGAUAUGACAGAAUUACAGUUUCAGUUACAUUAUAAACAACUUGCUUUUAUUUCUAGUGCCCCAAUGAAUUUCAAAGGCUUAUUCUGAAUUCCUUUAAUUGCAAAAACUUCAGAGCAAAUUUUAGUGUAUUUAAUGCUUUCAAUUGCUGUAAGUGAUAAUGAACUGGACAAAAUGAUUAUUAUGACUUACAAUGUAAUGGACUUUAUUUGUUGAUUCUGAAUCCAUACUAUGGCCUCUUAAUAUUUUGAUAUGAUUUAUAGGGUAAUAGGCCUUCAUUGCUAGAUCGGCAGUGACUGCGUUUCUCUGUCUCUAUUGUGGAUUGUACCUAUUCAAGAGAAAGAUUUGAUGUUCAUUUUUAUAUAUCUCAAUAUUUAUUUAAACUUUUUUCCUCAUUCUCUUUGUUAACUCUCUACAGAUUUUUCUCUUGUGUGUGUCUGUACAAAAUUAUUAAAAUGUGGCACAUUUUUUGUCAAAUCCA